Messenger RNA from Impatiens glandulifera, 1573 nucleotides. RefSeq names its product amino acid transporter AVT3B-like. Gene Ontology annotation, biological process: amino acid transmembrane transport. Bases 177 to 1478 code for a protein of 433 amino acids. Gene Ontology annotation, cellular component: vacuolar membrane. Gene Ontology annotation, molecular function: amino acid transmembrane transporter activity. The transcript has a single exon. NCBI's taxonomy places the organism in Eukaryota, Viridiplantae, Streptophyta, Magnoliopsida, Ericales, Balsaminaceae. The record is from RefSeq and is a predicted model, not a curated record.
CAAUUCUCUUCUCUAUCUUCAUCUGCAGAACAUCUCAUCUGAUCCCAAUUGAUGUGCCUGGAGUGAUUCAGAUUUCGUUUAUUUGAAUCUCUGAUAAUUGAGAUUGAAAAAACGAAAUCUUUUGCCUGAUUAGGCUGAAUCACUCCUCGCGAUUUCUCUCACUAAAGAAAAUCUUGAUGGGUUUUGACAAGGAAGCGAGUUCCUCCUCGCACGUGCUUCAAAUCCCUCCAAAUCAUCAUCCCAGAGAGGACAGCCCACUUAUUUCCAAAUCCAACAAUCAUCUCUCUUCCCAAUCCAAGACAUUCGCCAACGUUUUCAUUGCCAUAGUCGGCGCCGGCGUUCUCGGCCUUCCCUACACUUUCCGGCGAACUGGAUGGGUCAUGGGUCUCAUCAUGCUCUUCGUCGUCUCCUAUCUCACCUACCACUGCAUGAUGCUUUUGGUUUACACCCGUCGAAAGCUCGAAUCCCUAAAAGGCCGCCCCAAAAUCGCAUCCUUUGGCGAUUUGGGAUUCGUAGUAUGCGGCCCCGUCGGACGAGCGGCGGUUGACAUCAUGAUCGUCCUUUCCCAGGCCGGAUUCUGUAUCAGCUACCUAAUUUUCAUCGCCACCACGUUGGUCAAUAUCUUUAAUUACUCCCCAGAAAGUUUAAACCCUACUACACCAAUGUUUAUAGGGAUUCCGAUCAAAACCCUUUACAUCUGGGCUUGUUUUCCAUUUCAAUUAGGUCUGAAUUCAAUCCCAACCCUAACCCACUUAGCUCCUCUAAGCAUCUUUGCCGAUGUAGUCGAUCUCGGUGCCAUCGGUACCGUGAUGGUUGAAGACGUUAUCACGUUCUUGAACCGAAGACCCGAAUUACAUAUGUUUGGAGGUUUCUCGGUCUUCUUUUACGGGCUUGGGGUGGCAGUUUACGCUUUUGAAGGUGUGGGCAUGGUCCUUCCGAUAGAAUCGGAGACGAGAGACAAACAUAAGUUUGGGAGAAUUCUAGGGUUAUCGAUGGCAUUCAUUUCUACGAUAUAUGGAGCGUUUGGAGCGUUGGGUUACUUUGCAUUUGGAGAUGAGACGAAAGAUAUAAUCACGACUAAUUUGGGACGAGGUUGGAUUAGCUCGGUGGUGCAAAUAGGGUUGUGCGUGAAUCUGUUCUUCACGUUUCCUUUGAUGAUGAAUCCGGUUUAUGAGGUGGUGGAGAGGAGAUUCUUUGAAGCAAGGUACUGCAUGUGGGGGAGAUGGAUUGUGGUUUUGGGAGUGAGUUUGGUGGCGCUUUUGGUGCCUAAUUUUGCUGAUUUUUUGUCUUUGGUUGGGAGUAGUGUUUGUAUUGUGUUGGGUUUUGUUUUGCCUGCUUUGUUUCAUUUGAUUGUUUAUAAGGAAGAGAUGAGUGUUAGAGGAUUGGUUUUGGAUGGAGCUAUUGUGCUGAUCGGGGUUGUGUUGGGUGUUUCUGGAACAUGGUCUUCAUUGGUGGAGAUUUUUGGUACCAAAGCUUGAAUAUUUUGUAUAGGUUUUGCUUCUUUUUUGUACUAGAAUUUGAAGACACAAGGAAACUCUACUCAUUGCAUAAUGUAUAUCUAUGGUAGUUUACA